AUGUCAGCGCGAAGACUACGAAGCCACAAGAAGUUUGGGGAUGAUGUUGAAGAGGAAGCACACAUAGAGGAUAAGGUUGAAGCUGUUACAAACGAAUCCGAGUCCGAGGACAGCGAUGACGCCCCAGAAGAGGAGUCUAUGAGUUCAGGUAAAGAGAAGUUGACUGCUAAGAUCGAAGCAGAGCGCGCAACAAUCCAAGAAAUCGAGCGCAAACAGAAAGAGAAGAGAAGACUUCUCGAGCAACGAAAUCAAGAACAGGCAAAGUCGCGCAAGCUCAAACUUGAAGAAAAAGAUACAGAGACCCCUGAUCUGCUUCCCGAAGGACUUUUGGACAACUACGAGGCAGAGGAGGAGACCGAGAAACCGAAGAAGAUUGUUUUUGAUGACGAGGAAGCUGAGAUGAGCCGCGAAGAAUUGACCAAGCUGAAACUCAAACAAGCACGGAGCAUGAACAAAAAGAUAAUAAAGAAAGGACCAGUGCGAGUCCAGGUUUUGUCAAAGAAUAAAAGCGUGCUGAACGUUCCAGUGAGCAGUAUUGGAUCGAAAAAGGACAAAUGGCUAAAUCGCAAGGCUAUUAAGCGCAGAUGA
Molecule: messenger RNA, 588 nt
Organism: Ogataea philodendri
Lineage: Eukaryota; Fungi; Ascomycota; Pichiomycetes; Pichiales; Pichiaceae
Exons: 1
Coding region: 1-588 (195 amino acids)
Biological process (GO): rRNA processing
Molecular function (GO): snoRNA binding
Source: RefSeq, a predicted model, not a curated record